AUGCAGACAAACAACUUAGCAGUAAAACCAAAGGACACCCGUAACGCCAUCCUCAAGCGGUACGGCAUCUUCGCCACCAUAGCAAUCGGGCUUUUUCUCGUGGGCAAAAAACAUAUCGCCUACGAGAAGGAGCAACGUCACAAGAUGGAAAACGACUCCGAUUUAAACAACUCGGAUAACGAGUUCGGCAUCAGUGUCAAACGGCCUGGAUUUCCCGCACAGAACCCCAAUUUAAACUAUGACGAUAACGAGAGGCGCAAGAGCAAGUAUAUGGGCGGCGGCGAUGCUUAUAGCUCGAGACGGCCUGGUGAUCGCUUGAGCUUUUACAAUAUCUUGAAGAUGAAGUGGUUCCCUGAUGAUAAGGAGAAAGAGGCGCAGUAUUACACACCUUCGAGAGAGGACAAAGUCAUCAAGUGA
Messenger RNA from Lodderomyces beijingensis, 417 nucleotides. Lineage: Eukaryota; Fungi; Ascomycota; Pichiomycetes; Serinales; Debaryomycetaceae. The record is from the annotation of a GenBank genome assembly.